AUGUUCUUGAAACAUUUUCUGGAUUCAUACAAGAAUUCCGGUUAUCAUAGUUUGGUCGUUGCACAUUUCCAUGAAUGGCAGGCUAGUGUUGGAUUGAUCAAUGCAAAACUUUGGAAUCUUGACGUUGCUUUAGUGUAUACGACACAUGCAACAUUGCUCGGACGACAUUUAGCAGCUGGUGGUAGUGAUCUUUAUAAUAAUAUUAAUCGAUUCAAUUUGGAUGAAGAAGCCGGAAAACGGAAG
Loa loa (African eye worm) is the source of this 243-nucleotide messenger RNA. RefSeq lists its product as hypothetical. Gene Ontology annotation, cellular component: cytoplasm. The annotation marks the transcript as partial. Gene Ontology annotation, molecular function: alpha-1,4-glucan glucosyltransferase (UDP-glucose donor) activity. Gene Ontology annotation, biological process: glycogen biosynthetic process. The transcript has 2 exons. Lineage: Eukaryota; Metazoa; Nematoda; Chromadorea; Rhabditida; Onchocercidae. The record is from RefSeq and is a predicted model, not a curated record.